UGUCCCUGGGAGUUAUAAAUGUUGGUUCCUCAGAAUGACUUGAAGUUGAUCAUAUGUCUGUUAAGGCAGCUCUGCAGGGUGAGUUCUCAUCAGCGCACAUUCAAACAUUAUUAUAUCAUUUAUAUGAUUUAUAAUUAAUAUUAUUGGUCCAAUCUGAAAUCAGCAGGCUGCAGCUGGAACACAAACAUGUUUCUGUGAACGUGAAGUUGUUUUCUGUCUCUAGUUUAAAUGGUUAAAUAAGAAAAGUGUGUAAACAAUUUAAUCUGCAAUUAAUUUAAUAUUGUCAGUGUUUUAUUGAGUGACAACUGUCAACAUCAACAACACACACAGACACACACACACACACACACACACACACAUUAAACCUUAUAAACUGAAGCUGAGUCAUGUCAUGGUUGUGUUAGCAUCAUGUGGCUCAUCAUGGUUGUGUUAGUGUUGGUUGAGAGUGAACAGCUGUGGUACAAACGUCUGCUGGUCAAAAGUCCCCGGAGUCACAGUGUAGUUGAUUAUUAUGAAAUAUUUAAUUUUGAUAUGAAUGUUUAUCUAGCGUUAAAAUAGCGUGCUAACUCUUCUAACACGUGGACAGAUGUGUGUGUCGAGGUGUCUCCAGUGUGUCGGCGUCUCUCUGCUGCCAUUAGCUAUCGUCUGCAUGCUGUCCAACAUCUUGCUGCUGCUUCCUGAACUCAGCGUCCACUUCCUGUUGGAGGGUCAUGUGACCAGAGAGGCCACCUGGGCCACCGGCCUGUGGGGGUCCGGCUGUGUGGUUCUGUUCACAGCGUGUCGGCUCAUCCAGAGUAGCAGAACCACCGGCUGCUGCGCCUUCAGGACUCAGAUGUUGUUUCAGGUGGUGUACUCGUGUGUGUGUCUGCUGGUUUCGGGGUUCUGUUGCCUUGUCAGCGCCACCGGUCUCUCUCAGGGUCCUCUCUGUUUGUUCCACACAACCUCUGGUCCCACCUGGGGGGUCCCACUGCAACCUGUCCCCAACAGACAUGCAGGGUAUCUGUACAACAGGACCAUGUGGACCGGAGUGUGUCUGGAGCCCAGAGGUGUAGUUCAGUGGAAUGCAGUUCUGUUCAGCGUGAUGGGCGGUGCCAGUGGGCUGCAGACGGUCCUCUGUGGAGUCAGCAUCCUGAACACGGCGCUGGGACUGAUCCUGGGACGUGGCUUUGGCCACAAUAAGGUGAGUCCAGUCUCGGUCUGACCUCCUUCACUGAAUGAAGACCAGCUCACAGUGUCAAGUUGUAAGAACUUUUAUUUUGGUGGGUUUCCUAGAUUAAAGUUGUUUUUUCUGCACUUUAGGUAGAAAUAAUUUAGAUAACUUAAUAUUUAUUCAAUAAUAUUAAAAUUAGUUAUUGUUUUAUAUUAAAGUUUGUUUUACAGAAGCUCAGUGGAGCCAAUCAUUAGUUAACAAAUGAAUAAAACAAAUCAAUUAAGAAAUCAAUAAUGAUUCAUAUGAAAAAUAUUUCAUAAACUUUCCACAAUUUAAUAAUAAACUAAAUUACACAUUUAUAUUUAUUCAUUUGUGAUGAAUUUAUUUGAUCAGUUGGUUGUUUUUAAUUUGUUUUAUUUAAUGAUCUGUUAU
Messenger RNA from Acanthopagrus latus (yellowfin seabream), 1582 nucleotides. RefSeq names its product transmembrane 4 L6 family member 5. The record is from RefSeq and is a predicted model, not a curated record. NCBI's taxonomy places the organism in Eukaryota, Metazoa, Chordata, Actinopteri, Spariformes, Sparidae. The transcript is spliced from 5 exons. Gene Ontology annotation, cellular component: membrane. The coding region runs from base 587 to 1201 and encodes 204 amino acids.